ACCUCACUCCUCUUUCACCACCGGCUUUUCAAUUGUUUUAAACACGUUGUUUAUAAGAACUAUAACAUAGAGAAGCAGCCAUGGCCACGGACACGGCCACCCCUAGGAUCCAACUGGGCGACUACAUCGUCAUCCAGCGCCAGAAGUACACGAAGCUGCAGAAAUUCGGCAGCCUGGACACCACAGCCACUUUGGGCAAGGAGACACUGGAGCUGAAGUCCCUCUUGGACCAGCCCUACGGGUCCACGUUCAAGAUGUGCGUCAAGGAGACGAAGCCGGGCAAGAGGGGAGCCCAGCGCCAGCACUCCCUGGAGCUGUGCAGCGAAACGGAGUUGAGAAGCACGCGGGAAGUCCUGGGAAUCUCCAGCAGUGGGGCGGACAACCGGGACAUCUGCGACGACGGGGAAGCGCAGACCCUGAAGCCGGAGGACAUCGCCCAGCUGCGUGAGGAGUGUAACGACUCCAGCAAGAUCAUCGAGAAGCUGGUGGAGAACUCAAAGACCUUCCACAACCGCACCGAGUACUCACAGGAAAAGUACCUGCGAAAGAAGGAGAAGAAGUACUUUGAGUUCGUCCAGAUUCGCCCGCCGACGAUCCGGCUGAUGCUGGACAUCUUCUACCGCCAGGAUGCGGAGAAGGUCAUGGGCAUUCGAGUGGACACAUUGUCCCAGAUCAUUUCCUACUCGGGCGUUUGCGGCUUUGGCAGCUACCUGCUCUACGAGAGUGGCACAAAUGGUCUUCUGCCGGCGGCCAUGCUUAAUUCCAUAGGAGCAGGCACCGAGGGCACCCUGGUGCACAUGCAUCCGGGAAAUGUGCCCCAGAAGCAGGCUCUGCUUGCUCUGAAACUGCCCCUGGAGCAGCAACAGCGUUGCGUGUCCGUUAAUCUGUAUUCCGUUUUGAGAGAGUUCUAUCAAGGAGGUGAGGCGAAGGCUACUACUCUACCGCUCGAGGAGCCCAGUAAAGUAGAUCCCGAGAAAAGCCAGCCGGAAACGCCAACUGAGGAACAAUCGGAAACUAUCGAACCUAUAACUAAGAAACCCAAGUUGGAUGAGGCUCAAAGUGGUAGAGAAGGUUCCAAAGGACCUCCCCGCUGGCACUUGGAGAACAAACGGGCCACGGCUCUAAUGCAUGCCGAAUUCGAUAGCCUUGUGGUGGCCGCCAAGGAGCACCCGUCCAGCAUCCUGCAGGCCCUGCUGCCCCUUGUCAAGCCAUCCAGACCCGUGGUGGUGUUCAGCACCUGCAAGGAGCUACUGCAGGAGACGUAUAUGGAGUUGAAGACCUCCGGCAAGGUAACUGGUCUGCACCUGACAUCCAACUGGCUGCGUACCUACCAGAUCCUGCCCAAUCGCACUCACCCGGAAGUUAAUAUGAGCGGAAAUAGUGGCUACCUUUUGACGGGCUAUACGCUAAGAUAGUUGUUGUGCAAAUGCCAAAUACAUGUAAGCCUUUAUUUUGAUAA
Molecule: messenger RNA, 1459 nt
Organism: Drosophila suzukii
Lineage: Eukaryota; Metazoa; Arthropoda; Insecta; Diptera; Drosophilidae
Gene: Trmt6
Product: tRNA methyltransferase 6 non-catalytic subunit
Biological process (GO): tRNA methylation
Cellular component (GO): nucleus; tRNA (m1A) methyltransferase complex
Source: RefSeq, a predicted model, not a curated record